AAACAUGGCGUCUGACUUCAGGUGGAGAUGUGCGGUGCUCCUGCUCUGCACUUAUUUGCUUUGUAUUUUAGCGGCUGACAGCAAAGAUAAGACCAAGAAAAAGAAAGAUAUCCGAGACUACAAUGAUGCAGAUAUGGCACGGCUCCUGGAACAAUGGGAGGAGGAUGAUGACAUUGAGGAAGGUGAUCUUCCAGAGCACAAGAGGUCCCCCCCUCCCAUCGAUUUCUCCAAGGUGGACACCUCUAAGCCAGAGGAUCUGCUUAAGAUGUCCAAGAAGGGCAGGACUCUGAUGGUCUUUGCUACAGUGUCAGAGAAUCCCACAGAGAAAGAGACGGAGGAGAUCACAGGCCUGUGGCAGGGCAGCCUCUUCAACGCCAACUUUGAUAUUCAGAGGUUUGUGGUGGGUUCCAACAGAGUGAUCUUCAUGCUGCGGGACGGCAGUCUGGCCUGGGAGGUCAAAGACUUCCUUGUGGCCCAGGACCGCUGCAUGGACGUCACAGUGGAGGGACAGGUGUUUCCUGGGAAGGCUAGUAAGAAGGACAAUGUUACAUCUAACCAGCAGAAUGAGGUCAAUGCCAAGAAGAAGAGCAAGAAGAAGACGGAGAGCAAGAAGCCUGACUUUGAGGGGAACAGUGCCAGCAAUCUGAAAAAUGAGCUGUGAUGGGAUAAGACGGAGUGAGAUGAGGAGACACAGGUCCUUUUCCUUCUGACCUUAGACAUCCUUACUGUAUUCUCUAGACCAACAUCUGUGAGCAGUAAACCUAAGAAGGGCUGCUGGACCAUGUGAAGAUGCAGCGGCUCAGCGUCUGUGGUAUGAGUGAACUAAUAAAUCCUGUUCGGUACAUGAACCAUGACUGCUGAGCUGGAGUCAUUACUCAGACAGUUAUUGUCUCCACCUCUCCCUCAGUGGAACAUGUUGCAACGACAAGUACAUUCUGGAAAUCAUCAUUCGUUGUCACAGAGCGAUAACAAGCUCUUUACAAUCAGUUGUAAUGUCAGUGCUGACUGGUUUACUUAUUUUCUGUUAGAUUAUCACUAAAUGAAAACCAAUGCAUGCACAUUUUGUUUGAAAGGCACUCAUCAUAAGCAUUAUUAAACUUUCAUUUUUUUUCCUGUGCAUAGAGCUGAGUGAGGUACAAGAAGUGGUUUUGCUGGUAGAGACGUGGAAUCAUUUGUCAAACUGUCCUGAUGUCCUGAUCAACAUUUGAUAUAAAAGUACAGCCCACAUUUUGUUUGAUUUUUCACUGAAAAUAAAAAAUGUUUUUUACAUAAUCA
Molecule: messenger RNA, 1275 nt
Organism: Toxotes jaculatrix (banded archerfish)
Lineage: Eukaryota; Metazoa; Chordata; Actinopteri; Toxotidae
Gene: mesd
Product: mesoderm development LRP chaperone
Exons: 3
Coding region: 5-661 (218 amino acids)
Biological process (GO): protein folding
Source: RefSeq, a predicted model, not a curated record